UUAACAAAAUUGAUUGUACAUAACUACGGAACAUGCACCGCCCUUCACCUUCUUAGAAUCGUCCAUGACACUGAUACAACAUAUUCAUUAAAACAUCAUAGUAGCUAGUGACAGAGAGCGUUAUCAUGCUCAGGAACAAUGGCAUUCCAUAACUCGUGAGGGGGGUUCUUAGAAAAAUUUGUUAACCUCCUGGUUAAUUCCCUGAUUAACAGCACUAUCCAUUCCACCAGGGACAUACUGGUCAACCUUCUGGUCAACCAUCGAGUCAACAAAGUUGCCUCCAGAGUUACCACCUUGUCCUCCGUUGUUAGAGCCGCCCUGGUUGUUGUUUCCACCGUGGCUGCCGAGGAAGCCUACAAGAUAGGUUAUUGUCAGCCAACGUCGUCAAUCCCAGUCGAUUAUGUCGCGAUUAAUAGGGAAACAAACCUUCUGCCUUGUUCACCAAGCCCCCAAGCCCACCAGAGGAGCCGCCGGAGGAGCCACCGAAGGAGUCAUUUCCACCACCAGACCCUCCGAAGUUGUUCUGGUUGUCUCUUCCUCCGCCAAAUCCAGAGUCAUUGCCGCCGAAGCCAGAGUUGCCAGAGCUGUUACCCCCGAAUCCAGAGUCGUUACCCCCAAAUCCAGAAUCGUUCCCACCGUGUCUGGAGUCGUUGCCUCCGAAGCCAGAGUCACCUCCACCGCGACCCCCGCCAAAGCCCGAGUCAUUUCCUCCGAACCCAGAGCCACCUCCACCAAAUUGAGAGUCGUUACCUCCAAAGUUGUUGUUGUCGCGACUGUUUCCACCACCAAAGCCAGAGUCGUCGCCUCCAAAGCCGGAGUCACCUCCGCGGCCACCACCGCCAAAGCCGGAGUCAUUUCCUCCGAAUCCAGAGUUACCUCCGCCGAACUGGGAGUCAUUACCGCCGAAGCCAGAGUUGUUGCCUCCAAACCCGGAGUCAUUGCCUCCGAAGCUGUCACCACCACCGCGACGGCCACCACCAAAGUUGUCUUGACCGUAGGAGUCCAUGGUGUCUAUUGAGCAAGGAAAGUGUGUUGAUAGGAUGAUAUGAUCAGAAGGACUUUUUUAGGUAUCAAUUGAGCGUAACGAUCACAGAAAUGGAGACAAAAAGAAAGAGAAACGGAAAGGUAGGAAACGUCCAGCUUUAAC
This is a messenger RNA of Aspergillus costaricaensis CBS 115574, 1147 nucleotides long. RefSeq lists its product as uncharacterized. The record is from RefSeq and is a predicted model, not a curated record. The transcript has a single exon. NCBI's taxonomy places the organism in Eukaryota, Fungi, Ascomycota, Eurotiomycetes, Eurotiales, Aspergillaceae. Bases 401 to 1018 code for a protein of 205 amino acids.